GAUAAACCAGCACCUAACUGGACACGUUUUGUUUGCGUUAGCGAUACUCAUAACAAAGUUAGCCUUAAGACCUAUCAUGUUCCUGAAGGAGAUGUUCUGCAUUUAACCGAAGUUGGUAAAUUGGAUCAAAUAAAAACUGCUGUUUGCUGGAUUAAAAGUCUUCCACAUAA
This is a messenger RNA of Racocetra persica, 170 nucleotides long. Lineage: Eukaryota; Fungi; Glomeromycota; Glomeromycetes; Diversisporales; Gigasporaceae. The record is from the annotation of a GenBank genome assembly.